Messenger RNA from Grosmannia clavigera kw1407, 1359 nucleotides. Its product is annotated as mannitol 1-phosphate dehydrogenase. Gene Ontology annotation, molecular function: FAD binding. Bases 1 to 1359 code for a protein of 452 amino acids. NCBI's taxonomy places the organism in Eukaryota, Fungi, Ascomycota, Sordariomycetes, Ophiostomatales, Ophiostomataceae. Gene Ontology annotation, biological process: secondary metabolite biosynthetic process. The transcript has a single exon. The record is from RefSeq and is a predicted model, not a curated record.
AUGGGCACGUCGCAUAAUGAACGCAUUCGCGUGGCCAUUAUUGGCGGCGGAUUUGCAGGUCUCACGCUGCUCAUCGGUCUCCUAAAGUAUCCCCAUAUCGACGCAACCUUGUACGAAUCCUCCCAGAAGUUCUCCGAACAGGGAGCGAGCGCCGUUCUAGGGCCCAGCGCACAGCGUGCCAUGGAACUUAUCGAUCCCCGAAUUCUACAUGGGUUUCAAAAUCGAGCAGCUUUUCACGAAGAAGAACCGGAUAAGAACGGGAUGCAUACUUGGGUCAGAGCUGUUAAAGGACAGGAGCCUGAUGUCGGUGGUGUGAUAGCCGAAUUUAAAUACCACAUACGAGGGUCAACGAUCCAUCGAGCUCAUUUCCUUGAGGAGUUGGUUAAAUUAGUCCCUCCUUCGCAGACCAAGUUUGGGAAGAAGCUUACUGACAUCAUACAACCGACGGGGGAUGACAAUGAGCCCAUGGUAUUACAUUUUCGCGAUCGCACGUUUGCGAAAGCCGAUGUCGUUGUUGGAGCGGAUGGUAUACAUUCUAUGGUCAGGAAACACAUCCUCGGGAUCCAUCAUGAGGCCGCCAAUGCUUUCUUCACCGGCGUGAUUUCAUAUCGCUCCACGAUCCCAUACGAAGACGCACAGGCUGUUCUCGGCGACGAUUAUGUAAAGCCCGAAUUUGCCCUCCGAUGUGGCAAGAACGGACUCAUUUUCGGGUUUCCCAUGGUCAAUAAAACCAUGUUCUUCAUUGGAGUGAUGACGUUCAACAACAGCCAUGACCGUGUCACAGAAGACUUGUGGAGCAUUCCCGUGGAUACGGCUGAUUUGCAACAACGGUUCGGAGACUGGGAUCCAUAUGUGCAGAAGCUUGUGAGCCUGGUUCCCGACGAUGCUUCGACAACCGGAUUUUCAAUCUGGGAAAUGCCGUUGGCGCCAACGUAUGUGAAAGGCCGGGUUGUAAUAAUUGGAGAUGCGGCGCAUGCCCCGACCCCGUUUUCCGGGGCAGGAGCUGCAAUGGCCAUCGAGGACUCCUGUGUCCUCCAUACUCUCCUAGGAAAAUACCUCGAUCCAGAGAGGCUGGCGCGAAACAAAUUCAGCAAGGCACAAAGCGUCCGCCUGGCGCUGCAAUCGUUUGACUCAGUUAGAAGACUGAGAACCCAAAAGGUGGUAGUAAGGUCUGCAGAGAUGGGUCGAUUGCUCAGCUGUACGGAGGAGGGCGUUGGUUCGAGUCAAGCCGAAAUGUAUCGACAUUUGGAGGGGAAACUAUGGUGGAUCUACGAUGGCAACCAGGAAGAGCAAGUGAGAGACGCUUGUCUGUUGUUCGAGCGGGCCGAGUUUGCGGCAGCACAGGCCACUUCGAGAUGA